Molecule: messenger RNA, 822 nt
Organism: Mesorhabditis spiculigera
Lineage: Eukaryota; Metazoa; Nematoda; Chromadorea; Rhabditida; Rhabditidae
Source: the annotation of a GenBank genome assembly
AUGGGAGCCGUUGACGAGUUCAACAGCUUGGCUUUCGAACGUCUCGAGCUCGCCGCCACCUACACCGAUCUCUCCCUGCAAUUGGAGAAGCUGCUCGAGGAGGUCAGGAGUGAGACUUCGAGAGCUAGAUCCAUCAAUGGCCUUACGUUGACGGCCGCCGCCGGACUUGGCGCCACCGAUCUCGAGCCGUACACAAGGGUAAACGUCAGUGGAGACGACUUCUGGCUUCAGGACCUCGAAGCGUCGGAGGAGGGCGACAGCAAGGUACGAAAGCGGACAUCGACGAAGGGCAAUUCGGAUGAGGAGCCCAAGGAGAAGGCCGACGAGAAGAAGCAGGGAUUGCCGCAGGGCGCCUUCCGCCCGUUCGGCAUCUUGGAGCCGAAUUCGGCAAAGAUGUUCGUCACCGAUGAUCUGCCAUCGUCGGACUCGGAGAGCGAGUUCGGUGGCAAUACGAGGAGCAAGAGGACAAAUCUCGGCUCUAUCUUCGCUUCAACGUCAAAGCAACAGCAACAGCAGCCGGUGGAAGCCUCUCAGAAAACAGAAGCGACCCAAGCGCAGGUCAAGACGCUGCUCUCCGCCUCCAUCACCUCGUUUCUGAAGACGGAGCCCAGCGAAGAAUGGGUCCCAUACGGAAAACUAGGGCUCGCCUUGUUGAUGCAGCAGAAUGCCUUGCGCAUCGUCCUCUACACGCCCGACAAGCGGCCCGUCCAUCAGAUUGUGCUGCAGCGGGGCGAAGAGUUUCGCCACCAACUCUCCUUCAACGGGCUGUACAUCUACUUCCAUCGGCUCAACGAGAGGCGCUGCUCACCUUUGCGGCUUGGG